UACUGGCAAAUGUGCGAGUAUACAUGCACGCUGAUAAGGUCUACAUGGCACCCAAUUGGAAAGCUCUUACAUAAUUAAGUGAAUAGUCAGCGAAUCGGUCGAGUGACCGCAACGCAUUGCAUUCACCAUUGCGAAUAAUCAGAUUCGAGACAACGUUCAGAAGUUCAUACUCGAAUCAGCUAUGUUUCUUUAUACAUCUUAAUUUCUGUUUCUGGAACCGCCGCCUAUAAUAAUUUGCAAUCUUACUGCAGGGAAAAGAAUUGAAAGUAAAGAGGAAUAUAAUGUUUUACACACAAAGUAUAAUAUACCUUCAAAACCACACACGUUCUCUAAGGACAAAAUUAUUUUAUUAAUGAUUUAAGCGUGGAUGCACAUAAUAAUACUACUUUUUAUGGUCAAAAUGCUUCUAUGCAUAAUUGCAUAGCUAAAAGCCAUCCGCCAGACUUAAAACAAAUAAUAUCAUUGUCAAAUUAUAUAACAUAUUACAAAUCAUUACAUAAUAUCAUUGUCCCAAAACCAAAUAGUAGGAAAAACAUUUACCAGCUUAAGAUUAUCAAGAUUUUAAGAUUUUAGUAUAAUUUUUAAACUUACCAACCAUUUACGACUACAUUUUGUCGUUACACGCUUUUCCAGUCAGAUGCGCAUCCUGAGGAUCGAUGUAAAACCCAUAUCUCAUCUUCUAAGUGACUUUUUACGCAGUAACCUGAGCUCGAGCCGUAACCUGCCUAAUAAAUGUCAGCAAUUUGAGCAAAUAAUUUUGACAAUUCUAUUGUCAACCACCGCAGAGCACAUAGGGCCCUCGAUAUACUUCCUACUUCCAUCCAGCGACCCACAUCAUCGUAAUCAUCAUCAAAUUGCCGUGGUGGUUGGCAUAAUUUUCGCGAAGUAAAAAGAAGAGCAAACAAAAAUUGAAACAUAAAAAUGUAAUUUGGCUGUGUGGGUGACACUGAUGGCAAUGGGGCAACCCAGUGUUAAAUACUUGAACCUUUUUUGCGCUGUGUACCACAUAAAAGUACAUUAAAAUAAUGCCUGUUUAGGUCACAGACAGCUGGGGCAGAGCGAAAGGCUCGUAGAGUCAUUUAUUUAUGACAGCCACCUUCUCACCCAAGCGAAAUUUAUGCUAAACGGGAAAGAAGUUUCAAAUUUAAGGGGUGGCAGUUGCGGCUCUCGGCAAUGAAAUGCCCUGCCAAAAGGACAAUGGAUCUGCGCUGGCUGUUAAUCAGUGCAAGUUUCGGAAAGUAAUCAGCAAAUAUUUGCCCACUUUUUGUUGCGAUUUUCUCGAGCAUUCUCUUAAUUUUCAUAAAAGCGCGAUUUCUUUCCUCUGCCGCAUUGUUUGCUCGAUUGUUCUUGUAUUUAUUUCCAUCUCAGAUACAAAUGUUAAUCUAUCAAAGGAAAUCUGAUUUACUGGCAACCUUCGACCAAAGCAAUUGCAUCAUCAUUUCGUUUGAUUUUCGAGAGCCCUUGUAUCAUCUUGCCUUAUAAGGGAUGGACUACUUUCACAAUUAUCUUGGCCAUCGAGGCGUAAUGAUCAACUGAAAACUGUGCUUUUGAUUCAGUUCAAUUCAACUACUCAUCGGCAGCGGUUUAAAUUCAAAAUGGCAUCUUCGAUGGAUUUACUCUACCUUUUUGGCAUCUUGGUCAUUAGCAGCAUGCUUCUGGAAACUUCGGCGCUGGACAGCGAAGUUGUGGAAUCCGUAACCGGUGGUCCCAAAUCAAGCAACCUUAGUGAAGAUGUGAAAAUAAGUCUGGAGAAAACGUGGAGCCCUAAUGGAUCUAUGCAGGCGCAGCCGUAUAAUAUUCUGGAGACCAACUGUCCACAUGGUUAUGUCCUGGCUAACAAACAUUGCCACAAGCGUGCCUAAAAGUUAUUUAGUAUUGAAAUAAAUGUAAAGGUUAUGUAAAGCCAACUUCACUUGUAACAAAUUUUGAAUUACCUUAUGCUAUAGCUAAGUGUCUGCAAGAAAACUCUGGCCACCCGUUGUCCAGAAUUUUUACACAAUUGACUCAGGUUACCAGAGAAGCCCCUCGAUUGCCCCCGAUUACCCCGCACUCCUGGUUAACUAUCAACCAAUAUGUUGCGGUUGCCUCCAUGUCCAGCCUGGCCAGCAGCCCCACCUCCGCUCGGAGCCAACACUACCCAAGGGACGGGAUGGCUCGGCUGACCGCACACAUAAUUUGCGACAGCAACCGCAAAGUGCGGCCGCACAGGAUCCCCACUCCGUUCAAUACUCAGUCCCUGACUGAUAUGCAACCCGGGGGCUGUCAUUAGUUAGAGGUCCAUUAACAAAAAUGCAGCCGAUGGAUGCUGCAAUGUCCAGACGGUCGAGCGUCAUUUACAGGUAGCAGCUGCAUUGACAGGACCCCAAAAGCAGGACUCCAAGAGCAGGACCCCAAAGGCAGGACUCCAUCUGAGGGUCCAGAAGUUGGCGCGUUAAUUCAGGAGUACGCCAUGAAAUAUGACAACACGGGGAGCUCUGCUUCGCUGACUGAGUAAAUAAGUUUCCACACUUUGGUUAUGCUCAGAAAUUAUUUAUUUGUUGUAAUCAAUAUAGUUUUUUCAACAUUGAUACAAUUUGAUUAUGACUCAUUAUUAUGAUUUUUAUGGCUCAGUGGCUUUACCACUCGCAUUUUCCGGGCCUGAGCC
Molecule: messenger RNA, 2644 nt
Organism: Drosophila yakuba
Lineage: Eukaryota; Metazoa; Arthropoda; Insecta; Diptera; Drosophilidae
Exons: 1
Coding region: 1596-1862 (88 amino acids)
Source: RefSeq, a predicted model, not a curated record